UGCUCCUUCAGAAAGCAGAGUAAGGAUCCACGCCAGAUUUUGGAGCUCAUCUGAAGUACAUUAAACCCUGGAGAAGAAGGAUCCUGUGUAGUCCCGCUGCCCUGGCGCUCUGCUGAGAGCUCCCAUUCGCUGUCACAGCUACACCCAUACAAGUAGCUGCAGCUCCUCCAGCAGACUUCCACUGUUUUUGUGUCAAAAUAUUUUUCCACACUCCAGAGGGCAAGAGAGAGGGAGAGUGGAAGAGGUCUGCGCUUUCUCCAUAAGAACUUGGAAAUAUAAAUAGUCAGGGGGAGAUCCCGACUUGCAAAGAAAUCCUCAUCCCUAUCGUUCCUCUUGGCGUGUGCAGAGGAGGCUUCAAGGCCGAGGGAGCAGCAGUCGCGUAAAUACAGGAAACAUCUGAAGAUUUUCCAGGGCUCAGCCAAAGGAAAUACAGCUCUGAACAGCAGACGCAACUCUGUCAGGGAUUAUUGUAAGAGAAUCACAAUCUCAUUAGUCGAUCAGCAUGUCACGCUGGGGGCGAAAAAAUGUGAAGAAAGCGCCGGAGGUGAUCCGCACUGUGACAGAAGGACUGAAGUCCCUGUAUCGUAAGAAGCUGAUGCCUCUGGAGGAGUACUAUGGUUUCCAUGACUUCCACUCCCCCAGUCUGGAGGAUGCAGAUUUCGAUAACAAGCCCAUGGUGCUGGUGGUGGGUCAGUACUCCACAGGGAAGACCACCUUCAUCAAGUAUCUACUGGAGCAGGAUAUUCCCGGGAGCAGGAUCGGACCGGAGCCCACCACCGACUGCUUCACCGCCAUCAUGCAUGGCGAGGUGGAGGGGGUCAUCCCCGGGAACGCCCUCAUCGUGGACCCCAACAAACCUUUCCGGAAACUCAACCCGUUCGGAAACACCUUCCUCAACAGGUUCCAGUGUGCCCAGAUGCCCAACCAGGUCCUGGAGAGCAUCAGCAUCAUCGACUCCCCGGGGAUCCUGUCCGGGGCCAAGCAGAGAGUGAGCCGAGGUUACGACUUCCCAGCCGUGCUGCGCUGGUUUGCCGAACGCGUGGACCGCAUCAUCCUGCUCUUCGAUGCCCACAAGCUGGAGAUAUCCGACGAGUUCGCCGAGGCCAUCGGCGCCCUGAAGGGCAACGAGGACAAGCUGCGGGUGGUCCUCAACAAGGCCGACAUGGUGGGCACCCAGCAGCUGAUGCGGGUGUACGGUGCUCUCAUGUGGUCCCUGGGGAAAGUGUUCAACACCCCCGAGGUCCUGCGCGUCUACAUCGGCUCCUUCUGGUCAGAGCCCCUGAUGGUCACCGACAACCGGAAGCUGUUUGAGCUGGAGGAGGAGGAUCUGUUCGCCGACAUCCAGAACCUUCCUCGGAACGCCGCCCUACGGAAGCUCAACGACCUGGUCAAGAGGGCUCGUCUGGUUCGGGUCCACGCCCACAUCAUCAGCUACCUGAAGCAGGAGAUGCCCUCUGUCUUCAGAAAAGACAAUAAGAAGAAGAAUCUGAUCUACCAGCUGCCAGUGAUCUUCUCCAAGAUCCAGCUGCAGCACAACAUUUCUGCUGGAGACUUCCCAGACUGUACUAAGAUGCAGGAGCAACUGAUGGUUCACGACUUCAGCAAAUUCAAAACCCUGAAGCCUCACCUGAUGGCCGCGCUGGACGAGCUGUUGGCCUCCGACAUCGCCACGCUGAUGCCUCUCCUGCGGCAGGAGGAGCUGGAGGCCGGCGACCAGCCCGGCGUGCAGGGCGGAGCCUUCAUGGGGAACCGGGUGGGCCCGUUCAACGAGGGCGACCCCUUCGCCGAGGAGAACGGAGAGGGCGUGGACGGCGAGGAGGAGGACUGGGUGGUGACCAAAGACAAGCCCAAGUACGAUGAGAUCUUCUACAACCUGGCGCCCAACGAGGGGAAGCUGAGCGGCCCCAAGGCCAAGGACUGGAUGGUGAGCUCCCGCCUGCCCAACUCCGUGCUGGGCCGCAUCUGGAAGCUGUCGGACGUGGACCACGACGGGAUGCUGGAUGACGAGGAGUUCGCUCUGGCCAGUCACCUGAUCGAGGUCAAGCUGGAGGGCCACGGUCUCCCCCCCGAGCUGCCCAGCCGCCUGAUCCCCCCGUCCAAACGCAGGCAGAAGGGCUCCGAUGCGUAGACACGAGCCCCUGAGAGAGACUCUCCUCUACCGGCCGUCACAUCUCUGCAACUCUUCCUAUUCGCUCUUGCCCCCCCCCCCCCUCUCCCCAGACCA
Limanda limanda (common dab) is the source of this 2224-nucleotide messenger RNA. RefSeq names its product EH-domain containing 2b (gene ehd2b). Bases 503 to 2128 code for a protein of 541 amino acids. The transcript is spliced from 7 exons. Gene Ontology annotation, cellular component: cytoplasm; plasma membrane. The record is from RefSeq and is a predicted model, not a curated record. Gene Ontology annotation, molecular function: protein binding; GTP binding; calcium ion binding. Gene Ontology annotation, biological process: endocytosis; endosomal transport. NCBI's taxonomy places the organism in Eukaryota, Metazoa, Chordata, Actinopteri, Pleuronectiformes, Pleuronectidae.